Molecule: messenger RNA, 742 nt
Organism: Pygocentrus nattereri (red-bellied piranha)
Lineage: Eukaryota; Metazoa; Chordata; Actinopteri; Characiformes; Serrasalmidae
Gene: uts2d
Product: urotensin 2 domain containing
Exons: 5
Coding region: 37-396 (119 amino acids)
Biological process (GO): regulation of blood pressure; blood vessel diameter maintenance
Cellular component (GO): extracellular region
Molecular function (GO): hormone activity
Source: RefSeq, a predicted model, not a curated record
AGAGGUAACCAUCACUGAGAGCAUCGCUUCAGGACCAUGGACAGAAUUCCCUCAGCGAACCUUCUCACCACGCUCCUCACGUUUUUACUUCUGCAGGGCGUUCUCAACGUACAGACGAGGAGCCUCGUGGGCUCUGGCAACCAGGUUUUCCAGUCAAAGGACGAUGCUAAUAUUCCGAACAGAAUUAUUGCUUUGUUGCUGCAUAACAACAUUAUUCCAGACCAAGAAGAUGUGAUUGGGCUUGAGUUGGGCAGUAGGCUUGCAGAGCUACAAGAGGUGGAAGCCCUCAGAGAAGAACUGAACCUCAAGAGGCAGCUGGCCUCCAGAGCAAAGGGUAGAACAAAUUCUCAGCCUAGUAAAAGGGGGGAUGCUUGUUUUUGGAAGUACUGUGUGUGAUGCUCACUUCUGGACGAAGAACAUUAUCUACUGCCUUAAGAUCUCUACAAUAACAACAGGGAAAUCCUUUAGAAGAUAGAAAAAUAAGAUGUUUCUUAAAAAGUAGCAAACCAUUAUGAUGCUUUUUUCUUUGAUAGUUGAGCUUCCUGUAUCUUGUAUAUCACUGACUGAUGUAAUAAAUGGAUUAACUAAACAUGUGACCAAUCCCUGUUCACAGACAGUAACUCUCUUGCACCAGCUAUGUCAACACCUGAACAUGCAUAAUGUACCACGUUUCUGCUUGUCCUGUAAAACCGCUCACUCUUUAUAAACUGACUCUUUCAUAAGGUUUUGUCUCCCUCUAUUG